Molecule: messenger RNA, 3849 nt
Organism: Cyclopterus lumpus (lumpfish)
Lineage: Eukaryota; Metazoa; Chordata; Actinopteri; Perciformes; Cyclopteridae
Gene: nfx1
Product: nuclear transcription factor, X-box binding 1
Exons: 23
Coding region: 226-3516 (1096 amino acids)
Biological process (GO): negative regulation of transcription by RNA polymerase II
Cellular component (GO): nucleus
Molecular function (GO): zinc ion binding; RNA polymerase II transcription regulatory region sequence-specific DNA binding; DNA-binding transcription factor activity, RNA polymerase II-specific
Source: RefSeq, a predicted model, not a curated record
GUUUUGCUGUAGCUAGCUUAACAUAGCUUGUGUUAGCUUUAAGCUAGUGUUGAUGAAGUAAGUUGAAGGGAGGAGGAGAUUGUUGCUGCUUUCUUUUUGAGGGAGUUCGUCUCAGUUUUAACAACCAGAGCACGGUUGGAAAAGUGGCUAUUGUUGCCGGGUACCUGGACACGGUUGUCAUCCAACUUGUGGCGCGCGAGAAGCAAUAACCAGAGUUCAAACUGAAUGGCUGAGGGCUCCUCAGACCCACCUGACCUCAAUCCAGAUGGGGCGUCGCAUCAAAAAACAUAUCAGCACAAAUCCAGACGAGGCAGGUCCAGAUACAACAACGACCGAAACCUGAAUAGUUAUGAUCCUCCGCAACAAUAUGGACACUUCCAACAGGGCUUUAAACCCCCAUUUAGUCACAGUAAUUCAGAUUAUGCAUUGCAUCAGCAUCCUCCCUACCAGGGCGAGGAUGGAGCCGGACGGCGAGGGAGAGGUCGAGGGAGGAAAGAAGGAAAUCGAGGUGUAAAUGGCUACAGUAGCCAAAGACCUGGAGGUGACUUUGGCCCAUAUAGUGCUAACGACAGAGGUGCUGGGGGUUUUCAUUCUAGGCCACAUCCCAUGGAUGAUGGACCUGAUAGACCCAGCUGGCGAAGAGAAGAUGCAGGCAGGAAUCUUGAACAAACCAAUGACGACCUGGACACUGGGGCUAAAAAAAACAGGAAAUUUAACCAGGAGCAGAGGACAGGACAACCAACUGAAAAGGUUACUCGCUUAAAAGAAAACAACACUGCAGUAGAUGGCCAGAGGUCAAACAACAUCAAAAGAGACAACUCCACUUCAGACAUCAGGGAAAGAAGUCAGAGGAGCAGGACGGGUCCAGACUCCCAACAUGAUGAUCAUCAGAGGAAACACACUGAGGUAAAACGACGCCAAGGGCCAAUUAAACCACCCAAGUUACCAUCUCAAGAGGAAACGCGCUCAGAGAGGAGGCCUAGUGUCCAAGAUGACUCUGGCUAUGGCAGAUCAUUUCAGGAGCCUGCCUGUAAUGCUGGACGUGGCUCCGGAAGAUACACACCCCUUCAGGCAAGAGGAGGGAGUAGAACACAUCAUCAGAACCACAGGCCAGGCCAGAGGAACUGGGACAAGAUGCCAGAGAGCAAGGAGACGCAGACAGGGUGUCUGAUUGAGCAGCUGUCUGAGGAGAAGUAUGAGUGCAUGGUUUGCUGUGACGUCAUCCGGUGCAUGUCCCCAGUGUGGAGCUGCCUGAGCUGCUUCCACGUCUUCCACCUGAACUGCAUCAAGAAGUGGGCUCGAUCCCCGGCCUCUCAGGCAGACGAAUCAGCUGAAGGUUGGCGUUGUCCGGCGUGCCAGAAUGUUGCACUGAAACAACCGACCUCCUACACCUGCUUCUGUGGUAAAGUGACAAACCCAGAGUGGCAGCGCACUGAGAUUCCCCACAGCUGUGGUGACAUGUGUGGGAAGAAAAGAAGCGGAGCGGACUGCAAGCACCCCUGUAACAUCUUAUGUCACCCUGGUCCUUGUCCACAAUGUCCUGCCUUCAUAACAAGAUCCUGUAUCUGUGGGAAGACCAGUCAGCCAAUGCGCUGUGGCCAGGGCGCGGUGCUCCGGUGCAGCACGGUGUGCGGUGCCUUACUCAACUGUGCUAAACACAGCUGCACCCAGAUGUGCCACAGUGGGGCAUGUCAACCUUGCCAGCUGCAGGUUCAGCAGGUGUGCUACUGUGGCGUUACCACUCGGGAAGCCCUGUGCGGCACAGAUAAAGACGGAUUUGAUGGUUCAGGACAUUUCACCUGUCAAAAACUAUGUGGGAAGAUGCUUAACUGCGAAGCUCACCGGUGCCAGCUGGAGUGCCACCGCGGCCCGUGCCAACCGUGCCCACGCUCCCCGAGCCUGGUGAAGAUGUGUCCCUGCAGGCAGACGCCACUGACCAAACUCCUGGAGCUGGGUUACUCUGAGCGCCGAUUCUGCUCUGAUGCCAUCCCCUCCUGUGGGAAGACCUGCAACCAACCCCUGGCCUGUGGCUCCAGCGGUAAGGGAGGCGGACAAAACACCAUCCACCUGUGUGACAAGCUGUGCCACGAGGGCAGCUGUGGCCCCUGCUCCCUGACCUCCACUAUCAGAUGUAGAUGUGGCUCCAAGACCAAGGAGGUCCCAUGUGUGACGAUCCAAAAAGAAGAAGAGCUCGUCUUCACUUGUGAGAAGCGCUGCAACAAGAAACGCUCCUGCGGCCGACACAAGUGCGGCGAGCUGUGUUGUGUGAAUGUGGAGCACAAGUGCCCCCUGAUCUGCGGCUACAAGCUCAACUGUGGCCUCCACCGCUGCCAGGAUUCUUGUCACCGUGGAAACUGUGAGCCCUGCUGGCAGUCCAGUUUUGAUGAGCUGGCGUGUCACUGCGGGCUCACUGUCUUGUACCCGCCAAUCCCCUGUGGCACGAAGCCCCCAGAGUGCAAAAACAUGUGCACAAGAAGACACGAGUGCGACCACCCAGUGUUUCACAACUGCCAUAGUGAAGACAAGUGUCCGCCUUGCACAUACCUCACUCAGAAAUGGUGCAUGGGAAAGCACGAGCAACGCAGCAACAUCCCGUGUCAUCUGCAAGACAUUUCCUGUGGCCUGACGUGUAAUAAAACGCUGCCGUGCGAGAUGCACCGCUGCAGACGGAUCUGCCACCGGAGCGAGUGUCUGGGGGGGGGCAGCUGCCAGCAGCCGUGCGCGCUGCCGCGUCCAGACUGUGGCCACCCGUGCUGCGCUCCCUGUCAUAAGGGCAGCAGCUGCCCACGCACCACCUGCACAGCCAAGGUCGCUCUCCAAUGCGAGUGCGGUCGAAGAAAGGAAACGGUGGCCUGCACCGAGGCAGCCACUUCAUAUCAGAGGUACACGGCCAUCGCCAUGGCGAGUAAACUGUCCGACAUGCAGCUCGGCGAGUCGAUGGACAUCGGCCCGUUCCUCACGAAGAAGGAGCUGAAGCAGACCAGGCUGGAAUGUGAUCAAGAAUGCGCUACCUUGGAGAGAAACCGGCGUUUGGCGGAGGCGUUGGAGAUAGACUUAUCCUCUGACCCCUUCAACGCCCGCUCUACUUCUGUAUACAGCGACAGCCUCAAAGAGGACGCCAGAAAAGACCUGAAAUUCGUCACCGAGGUAGAAGAGGAGAUCAAGAAUCUCGUUGAGCUUGCUAAUAAGGGAAAACAGCCGAGGAGGAGCCACUGUUUCCCUCCGAUGAACAGAGAACACCGCAAGAUCAUCCACGAGCUGGCCGAGGUUUACACCGUGGAGAGCGUGAGCUACGACAGCGAGCCCAAACGCAACGUGGUCAUCACAGCCCAAAAGGGGAAGUCGGCCUGUCCAAACUCAACCCUGACGUCCCUGAUUGAGAGAGAGACUUUUGCGAGGGCCCCUCCUCCCAUCGCUCACAUCAAACAGCACAGCAGCAAGGCCGUCAGUGGAGGCACCUGGUCGAAGAUGGUUAAGGAAGAGCCCGUGAUAGAUUAUUUUGAUGUCCAAGACUAAAAUGAGGCCCACAAAAAAACAAAAAAGAAGAAGAAACCUCAGGAUCUACUCGCAAACAUCAGUCGACAUCUGCCAAAACGCCUGAAUCACCUUAUUUCAUUUCUGUCCAUCAGAUAUCAGUAAGAAUUAAAUGUGGCUUCAUAAUUAAAUACUUACGUUUGGGAACACCCACUUAGUUAAUGGAGGAGGAGGAGAUUAAUUCAGAUAUUAAUUGAGCUUUGCACGGAUCAUUUUGAACCCCCCCUCCCCGAGUGUUUUCUUUGCCUCCUUUGUAUGCAACCGGUCCCUCAUUGGACCCAACUUAAUAAAAAGUCAAUUAUUUCCUUAUUUAAA